Molecule: messenger RNA, 1743 nt
Organism: Lindgomyces ingoldianus
Lineage: Eukaryota; Fungi; Ascomycota; Dothideomycetes; Pleosporales; Lindgomycetaceae
Exons: 2
Coding region: 160-1581 (473 amino acids)
Molecular function (GO): DNA binding
Source: RefSeq, a predicted model, not a curated record
GUGCGCUGCAUAAACGGCAAGGCUGUCUGCGAAAUCCACCCAUGAAGCCCUAACUCACGUCGAACUCUGUGUUUCAUUCAAGCUUCUUCCUUCCCCAGUGUUCACCAUCCAUAGCACCCAAUACCUAGUACCACCACCACCACCACCACUGUCUCUGCAAUGGAGACUUACACCGGCCAUGUCCGCACGCCGGCCGACGCCAUCCUGCUCUUCGAGGCUUGUCGAACCGGCCUGUUGCCCCGUGUCCAGCGCCGACUGUCCGAGAAAGAGCGCCAGCAAAUCAAGUCUGGUUCAGUCUUUGUGUGGGACGAGAGGGAAGCGGGCAUGAGGCGGUGGACUGAUGGGAAGUCGUGGAGUGCAAGCCGAGUGUCUGGGAGCUUCUUGACUUAUCGGGAAAUGGAAGGCAAACGUGGAGGGAAUGGAUUUCCCACACAAGCACCACCGCCGAAGCGACCGAGCGGAAAGUCCCCAGAUGGAUCCAAUACGGGAGACUCAGAAGGCGAAGGCCCAGAUGGAUAUCGCUAUAAGCCAGAUGGGCUCAUGAAGCAGUCCUUUAGCAUCACAACAGCAGGCGGACAGCACCUCCACCUGAUCAGCUACUAUUCGCGCUCACAUCCAACUGCGUCGAACCUGAAGUCACCGACAACAGAUCCUCAACUUCGCCAUAUCCGCCCUCCCAAGAACAUGUACCCGGAGUCGACUGUUAACGAAACAACCAAUGUUCCUGCUGUCACUCGAGGGCCAAUGCCUGGCUCGCCAUUUGCUCCUUCACCACACCAGAUUGGACCAGUAUCUCCAUUCCCUCGCCCAAGCACCGUCCAACCAGUCUUUGUUCCAGUCGGUUAUGGGCCACCUACUCCGAACGGCACUCCUCCGUAUCAAUACCCCUACUAUCCGCCGCAACAAGGUCACUCGCCGGUACCCUAUCCUCACUUUCUCUAUACCCAACCCUACCAUAGCGCACCACCCACCAUGUACGACCGACCACCAGCCCCAAUGAGCAACACCAAUAUACCAGCUCAUCCCCCGCACCCAAUGGGUCCUCAUCCUGGGUAUGGUCAACCCCAAUACACACCACACCCGUCAGCACGGAUCAUGCAAGCUACCGAACUCGCUCACCACCAAGCCCAAGCCCAAGCCCAUGCCCAAGCCCAUGCCCAAGCCAUGGCUCAGAGUCACAACCUUCCACCUAGCCACACAACCCUGCCGGAACAAGGACCCCAGCUCCCCGCCAUUAAUGGAGCAUCUAUGGCUUCAAGGACUGAGAAAAAACCUCCAACACCUCAACCUAACGAUUCGAGGUCACAGGAAUCCUUAGGAGUUCCCGAACAGAACGGAGCUUCAACAAACAGUGCUCCUUCCCCCGCCAGGACUAUUCCCAGCGUUGGGUCUUUGCUAAAUACUCAUCCUACAGACAACAACAUUGAUCCCAAGAGCAACCAGAGCAACAGCCGGCUCGGAAGCAGGAGCCCUAACAGUUCCCAAAGACCAACUCGAGAGAUCCCCGGGGAUAGGCUCAUUGCCAAUAUCACAACAGACACAAACCAGAUCCAAAAGCUCAAUAGCGUGUCGUUUCGAUAGCGCCUCAUACGAGUAGCAAUCGUUUUGAGUUUCUUAGCCACUUCCUUACGACUUUCCUUCUCCUUUACUUCAUCAACUGUGGUAACGAUUGUUUUGUCGCAAAAUGGUUAGAGGGGCAGUCUCACAAGCAUGUGCCAGCUAAAUAUAAGCGGCACCUUAUGU